Leguminivora glycinivorella is the source of this 3116-nucleotide messenger RNA. RefSeq lists its product as uncharacterized. NCBI's taxonomy places the organism in Eukaryota, Metazoa, Arthropoda, Insecta, Lepidoptera, Tortricidae. The record is from RefSeq and is a predicted model, not a curated record. Bases 51 to 2993 code for a protein of 980 amino acids. The transcript has 2 exons.
UAGUGGUUUAAAAAUCUCAGGGUGAUUAACGGCGAGUUUCCCAGAAAACCAUGGCUCCAAUGACAAAUGCUGAAAGACAAAAAAGAUAUAGAGAACGGUUAAAACAAAAUCCUGCAAAAUAUGAAGAGUUACGGCUGAAACAUUUAGACAGAGUAAAGAAAUCAAAAAAUAAUGGAAUAAAAUGUCAAAACGAACAGCAAAAAGAAAUAACUAGAGAGAAAUGGAGACGAUAUUCUGCACGUUAUUAUGCUAAAAACAAUAAAAAGACCAAUCGUGAGCAGGGUUCGGAUGAAGAUGUACAAGCUACAAAUGUGGACAUUGAGAAUUGUGAAAAUAAGAAGUGGAGAUCGAGAAAUGCACAGUUAAAGAAAGAACUAAGGUUAUGCAGGGAAAAAUUACACCUUUCAUUUAAAAGACAUGAAACCAUGAGGAAACAAAUAUAUCGGCUCAAGCAACAAAUACUUAAAAUCAAACAAGAUGGACUAACUGAAGAGAAUAUUUCAUCACCCACUCCAUCUGAUUUUGAUAUUCUUUCGGAAUCCUUGGGAUUGGUCUACAAAGAGUCUACGCGAAAAGAGAAACAAGUGUUAAAAAAAGUUAUGAAGAGUUCAAUAACUUCAAAACACAGAAUGACAGCAAAAAUAACAAAGGCUGUUGGAAUAAAGGGAAAAAUUCGAUCAAAUUGUGGAAAAUCUGCAAAGAGGAAGCUACUCAUUUGUGAAAUUCAUAAAUUCUAUUUGCGUGAUGAUAUAAGCCAAGCAACAGCCGGUAAAAAAGAAUGCAAAACUAAAAAUAAAACCAAAAUGCAGAUACGAUUGUUAACAGACACAAUCUACAAUUUGUAUAAAAUUUAUAAAAGAGAUGGAGGCAAAGCUUCAUAUUCCACUUUAAGUCGACAUCGCCCAUUUUAUGUGAUACCUCCAAAACUGCAAAAUCGUGAUACUUGUGCUUGCAUUCGUCAUAGCAACAUUAAAUUUAAGAUAUUAAAGUUAUACAAACUUGGAUUGAUAAAAACUAAACAAACGGAAGAGCUGUUGAUACAAAUUGCAUGUAGCUUGAAAUCUAAAGAAUGUAUGUAUGGUCAAUGCAAAUCUUGUGCUACAAAAAAAAUCGAGAUUUUGGGCUUGUCAGAUGAUACUGAAAUUUCUUGGUUAGAGUGGCGUGUGAAAAAAAUUCCAUACAGAAAGAAAACCCAAGAAGGUACAGAAAUUGAGGUUUCGACACAAAAAUGUCUUAAAGAAGUGGUUACUGAUAAGUUGAGUGCCUUCAAAAUAAAAUUUCACCAGGAGAUAACGUUGUUUAAAAAACACAUUUUCAACAUGACUCACCAACAAAAAUCGUUUCGGCAAUGUGUUGACGAAGUAAAAGAAAAUGAAGCAGUAAUCAUUGUAGAUUUUUCAGAAAAUUAUCAGUGCAAAUACAAUCAAGAAGUUCAAAGUAUGCAUUUUGGAUCAUCCCGACAGCAAAUUACUUUGCACACAGGUGUUGCAUACUUUUACAACGAAAAACCAGAAGCAUUUUCUUCUAUUUCUCCAAAUAAUGAACAUAGUCCACUCAGUAUUUGGGCUCACUUACAACCGGUGUUAAACAAUAUUAAGUAUCAGCACCCAGAGAUAGACACAUUACAUGUAUUUUCUGAUGGCCCAACAACCCAAUACCGCCAAAAGCUUAAUUUUGCUUUGUUUGACAGAUUAACUAAACAGAUUGGUUUCCAAAAUUCCACAUGGUCAUACUUUGAAGCUUCACAUGGAAAAAAUUCUGCAGAUGGCGUAGGUGGUGCAUUGAAGAGAACUCUUGAUAUGUGUGUCGCGUACGGGACCGAUAUUUCUACCGCAACUAUGGCAUUUAAGGUAUUAAAACAAAAAACAACUGUAACGCUAUUUUAUAUUGAUGAAAAAGAUAUACAGCAAAUUAAAAAUAAUAAUAAUUUUGUCAACUUGUGCCCACUAGUAGGAACUCUAUCCGUUCAUCAGAUUAUAACAACAACAGAAUCCGGUAAAAUAAGAUACAGACAAAUAAGCUGUUUUUGUGGAGAAAAACGAGGUAGUUGCUCAUGUUUUGACAUUAAAGAGCACAAUCUUCUCAAAAAGGAUAAAACUACAAAAAAUGCAAUGAAGACUUCUGUUGCUGUCAAAUCAAAAAUUUUAAACAGACAAAUCAAUAAAGAACUUGACCCUUUGACUGCUAAAGCGGGUCCAUCGUAUACACUGAAAAACAAUGAUGCCUUCAUUAAAAAUACAAAUAAUGGAAAAAAUAAAUCAAAAUUAGAAUCUGUAUUAGUCAUAUCAAAACCUGAUAUACAAAAAACUGUGGCCGUUAAAUCAAAAGGGUUAAAAAGACAAAGCACAAACGAUACCGAUGCUAUGACUAUUAAAGCAGGUCCAUCAAAGAUACUGAAAAAGAAUACCUCAACCAAAAAUAAAAUCACUCCGAAAAAUAAUAAAGAAUCGGAACCAGUACCAGUCAGCUCUAAAUGUAUCGAGCAAGAUACUGUUGCCAUCAAAUCAAAGGUAUUGAAAAGGAAAUGUGAUGAAGAUUCUGAUACAGUUACUGUUAAGGCGAUUCAAUCAAAUGUGCCGGAGAAAACUAAAAAUAAAUUAAACUUAGCAUCAGUCAAAUCAAAAACCAGUAAAACACAAAGUGUUAAGAAAACCAAAGCUAAAAGUAGUAAAACGACAUUUUUUGAUACGUCGUCUUCCGAAACUGAACAUGAAAUUAAUUACGCGGAAAGUGGAGACAGUCCUAUUAUUACUAAUGAAAGUAGCUCUGAUUUAGAAACACAAUCGAAUGUAAAACAGAACUAUAACAAAAAAGUCACCAUCUUGUCUAAUGUAAAAUUGAGUGCUAACAAUCGUCGUUACUUUAAUUUCAAUAAUCCAGGACCUUCGGCAUUGCAUCGAAUUGACACCAAUUAUGAUUUAUAUAAUGCAAACAGCACUAGCAAUGCUGAUGUUUCAUGUGACGAAGAAGAGUAUAACAUUUUUGAUAUGUAGGUUGUUGCGUAAAGUCGAUUUGUUUUUAUGUUAAGAAAAACAAUAAUGUUGCAGUUGAAUUCAAAAUGUUUUUGCUUUUAUUUUUCUAAGUUUUAUUUUAGAUUGUUUAGUUUGAGAAGUAAU